Dissoconium aciculare CBS 342.82 is the source of this 632-nucleotide messenger RNA. RefSeq lists its product as uncharacterized. Bases 29 to 346 code for a protein of 105 amino acids. The transcript is spliced from 3 exons. NCBI's taxonomy places the organism in Eukaryota, Fungi, Ascomycota, Dothideomycetes, Mycosphaerellales, Dissoconiaceae. The record is from RefSeq and is a predicted model, not a curated record.
CCUGCAAUCCAUAAACUUCGCAACCACCAUGCAACGAUUUUCCGCCCCGGUCGCCUCGGCGCUGCGCGCGUCUGCCCAGCGUUCAUUCUCUACGACGAGGACUCGCUCCGCGCCCGUCGUGGCGGUCACACCGCCGAGGAAACCCAUCGGCGCGUUUCGCGGGUCGGUCUUCGGCUUCCUCAUUGGUACCGUCCUCGCAGGUAGCGGACUAUACUACUACGUGGUCGACGAGUACAAGAUCUCGAAUCGCCUUCUGGUUGAGGACAUUUACGCACUGCAAUCCGCCGUGAGCAGGCUCGAGGGUCACAUCAAAUCAUUGGAGGAGGCGAUCCCAAAGAAGAAGUGAGCGUCGGUGUUCAGAUUGAGGGAGGAAAUGCCUAGUCAAUCCAGCGUAUGGUUGGCUUCGUACACAAGAGAAGAAUCCGUGACAUAACGGUAUCGAUUCCACCACACGGGCGUCAGGAGAACGGGAGGUAGGCUGGUCAAGGGAGCAACAAGAACCGACUGUUCGAACGAGCUGCGAAAGGCCCUGUGGGCAUGCAUGCAUGUCGGCUCCCAACCUUUCAUGCUGCCUGAGGUCGAGGAUUUCAUAUAUACCACUGUCUGUACAGUAAAAUGCAAAGUUGUGAAUG